GAGAGAAAACAGAGCAACAAACAGAAUUUGAAAAGACGGACGAAGCUGUUCCGAGAAACAGAGAGAAGAAGGUGGGAGAAAAAUAUGGAAGAAGUGGUGUUAUUGGUUGAUGAUUUGAAAUUACUUUCCGGGAUUCCCCGCUGCAGAAUAUGUCAUGAAGAAGAAUUUGAGAGCUCCGAAAGUCUUGAAGCUCCUUGUGCUUGUUCUGGCACCGUUAAGUUUGCUCACAGAGAUUGCAUACAGAGAUGGUGCAACGAGAAAGGAAACACCACUUGUGAAAUAUGUCUUCGGCAAUAUGAGCCGGGAUAUACAAUACCUCCAAAGAAAUCUCAGGCAAAUGAUGCGGCUAUGACGAUCAGAGAUAGCCUGCAAAUUCCAAGGGACGAAGAACCGUUAAGCGCAAGAUUAGAGGGCAGUGCUGAAGAAGUCACAACAGAGGAAGAUUACUCCGAGUGCACGUCUACUGCUGAUAGAAGUGCAUCUUGCUGCCGAUCACUGGCUUUAUCUUUUACACUCAUUUUGCUUGUGAGACAUCUUUUCGUAGUGCUUACAAGUACAAAGGAAGAUUACCCAUUUUCACUUCUUACGGUCUUUAUACUAAAAGCAAGCGGGAUCAUUCUACCCAUGUACAUAAUUAUGAGGGCGAUAGGAGGCAUCUAUGGCAGUAUUCAACGUCACUACCAGUACCAGGAUUCUGACGACGACACAUCAAUAUCCGACAGUGAAGAUGAUGAGAGUGAAAUGAUGCACGAUACGAUCGUUCCACAUCAAUAAGUGGGUCAUUCUCUUUCAUUUGUGCUCCAGCAUUGUGCUAAUGCUCCUGUUGCUACAUUCUUCCAUUGUUUUGGGCAUAAUUUUAAUAAAUUCAACGUUGAAAUUAAUAUUCAAA
Molecule: messenger RNA, 889 nt
Organism: Prosopis cineraria
Lineage: Eukaryota; Viridiplantae; Streptophyta; Magnoliopsida; Fabales; Fabaceae
Exons: 7
Coding region: 85-774 (229 amino acids)
Biological process (GO): protein ubiquitination
Cellular component (GO): membrane
Molecular function (GO): ubiquitin-protein transferase activity; zinc ion binding
Source: RefSeq, a predicted model, not a curated record